Saprolegnia parasitica CBS 223.65 is the source of this 1743-nucleotide messenger RNA. RefSeq lists its product as hypothetical. The record is from RefSeq and is a predicted model, not a curated record. Lineage: Eukaryota; Oomycota; Saprolegniomycetes; Saprolegniales; Saprolegniaceae. The transcript has a single exon. The coding region runs from base 1 to 1743 and encodes 580 amino acids.
AUGCACAACUUGACGCUGCCGUCGCCGCUCUCGAGCGGCUUUGCGUCGCUGCGCUCGGUGCUUGGACCGUUUGGGAACGUCGACAUGACGUACGUACCCGUGCCAGCUUCGUUGUUGCAGUGGUACCAAGCCACGCAAGACGCGCUCACGACGCUCCUCGUGACGGAUCCGGUGGCGCAAGCCGCUUUUGUGGCGAUUCCUCAAAAGCAGUACAUUGGCCAGUUUCCCAAAGCGUUUGCGCAGUCAGGCAUUGCGUUCGAAGGCGGGAAUGUCUUGUGCGGCAACGACCAAGCCUCGGCGCCCAUCAACUUUUGGAGCAUCGUCGCGUCACCCAUCUUUCGCGCGUUCAGCACCUCGAACGCCUGUUACCGGCUCGUGUUUGAGUUUUUCGAGCCCGACGAGUUCCUCCUCCUCUUUGCCCUCUCUGGGUUUGGCGCGUCGCACGACCUGGGACGAGACACACUCGCCUCGAUCUGUCACUACGACUACUCCCCCGGUGACAACUGCGGGGGCAUUUACAACGACUCGGUCGCGUUCCUCACAACGUACAAUGCAUCGACGCUGAGUGCCUUUCCGCCCCUCGCCCGCGCCGCCGAGCGCGACGUGAAAGCGCUCAACGAUCAGUUUCUCCAGUACCUCAAGAACGCUAGUGUACCAUCCUCGGCCAUGAACCACAGGUACCUCUUCCGCAUCAACAUCCUCGACGACGCGGACGACAUCUCGUGGGUUUACUUUGGCUGGUGCUUCAUGUACGCCUGGGCGUCCGGGCUGCGCGAAGUCGUGUCGUUCCAGGGCGACCAUGGCACGCUCACGGCCAUUUCCGGGCCCCUCAGCACGAUCACGAUGCAGGCGAACCCCGCGGAGGUCCGUCAAGACUUGGCCAACGUGCUCUCGCUGAGCGUCCAGUACAUCACGAUGGUGUUUCUGGUCCUAGCGACCUUUACCGCGCUCUACGCAAUCAGCAGCCGCGGGCGCAUCGAGGGGCUCAACCUCUUCGAGAUGAACCGGACGUUUGGCCUUGUCUGGGUCGGACGGCCCUUUGUGCUCAUUCGCAGUGCGUCGGCCAUGAUCAUUCUGCACACCAACGUCCUCAACCUUUCUCAAAUCGGAGCGUUCACAGUGUUUACGUCGCCGACCAUUCUGUGGUACAACUUGGUGCUGGCCGCGGGCGAGCUCAACUGGCUCGUUUACGUCUUCAACGACAGCUUCAGCUGCAUUACCACCAAGUACACGGCGGGGUAUGCGAUGAAGAGCACGCUCUCGGCAUGGCUCAUUCUGAUUGUCUGGACCGCGAUUCAGCCUUGCGAACACGUGGCCUACAUGGACCGGCGCUGUGUGGCGAUUGACAUGGAUGUUGGCUUGCGCUGCCACAGCGCGUUUGUGGAAGUCGGCUUUGUCAACCGGAUUGGCCUCUCGGUGCUCAUCUGCUUUGGCUGCGUGGUUGCGAGUUUUUUGCUGGAAAAAUACGUGUGUCGGGGAGCUCCCGUGUUUGAUGCGACGUCGCUCAUGCUCUCCGCACCCGCCAAGUACACGUUCGUGCUCGACGACUGGGUGCACAACGGCGUCUUGUACAUUGAUAAGCCAUCGACACUCAUGGCGGGCGUCCUCUCGGUCGAAUAUGCCGGUGGCAUCUACCUCUUUGACGUCAAGAAAUGGCGCCUCCUCGUGGCCUUUCGACACAGUGGCGUCGAGAUGGUACUCCCAGACGCGCGCUUUAUGUAUGCGAUUCCAUUGGUCGAGUGA